GGGACACAACAUGGCGGCGACCAAAAGGGUCCUCUAUGUGGGUGGACUUGCUGAAGAGGUGGACGAGAAGGUGCUUCACGCUGCAUUUAUUCCAUUUGGUGACAUUAUGGACAUUCAAAUACCAUUGGAUUAUGAAACUGAAAAACACAGAGGAUUUGCGUUCGUUGAGUUUGAGAAUGCCGAGGAUGCUGCAGCUGCGAUCGAUAACAUGAACGAAUCGGAACUCUUUGGGAGGACAAUCCGUGUCAAUCUGGCCAAGCCCAUGCGGAUCAAGGAAGGAUCCUCCAGGCCGGUGUGGUCGGAUGAUGAUUGGCUGAAGAAGUUUGCUGGAAAGACUCUGGAGGAGAACGAGAGUGAGACACAAGGAGGAGAAGCCACCAACACACAAGCACAGGAGGGAGAGCCUCCCACCAAGAAGGUCCGAGCCAAUCCGCAGGUGUACAUGGACAUCAAAAUCGGCAACAAACCCGUGGGCAGGUUACGGUUUCUGCUCCGAGCCGAUGUGGUGCCAAUGACGGCAGAGAAUUUCCGCUGCCUGUGCACACACGAGAAAGGGUUUGGGUUUAAAGGCUGCAGUUUCCAUCGCAUCAUUCCCCAGUUCAUGUGUCAGGGCGGAGACUUCACCAAUCACAACGGGACGGGAGGGAAAUCCAUCUAUGGCAAGAAAUACGAUGACGAAAAUUUCAUCCUGAAACACACAGCGACAGGUUUACUGUCCAUGGCAAACUCUGGGCCAAACACAAAUGGCUCUCAGUUUUUUAUUACCCUGGAUAAGACCGACUGGUUAGAUGGGAAACACGUGGUGUUUGGGGAGGUGAUGGAGGGACUCGAUGUAAUCAAACUAAUGGAAGCUCAAGGAACCAAGAGUGGGAAACCCAAAGAGAAAGUGAUCAUCUCCGACUGUGGAGAGUAUGAGUGACUCCAAACAACGUCGUUCCACAAGCCAUUUCCUCUCUCACCCCAUAAUCCAUAACAACUGGUAUGAGUACGAUUUUUGUAAAUAUUUUUGCAAAAUAAAUUUUUUAUUU
Messenger RNA from Callorhinchus milii (elephant shark), 1028 nucleotides. It is a transcript of the gene ppie, whose product is annotated as peptidylprolyl isomerase E (cyclophilin E). Gene Ontology annotation, biological process: protein folding; protein peptidyl-prolyl isomerization. Gene Ontology annotation, molecular function: RNA binding; peptidyl-prolyl cis-trans isomerase activity. Gene Ontology annotation, cellular component: intracellular membrane-bounded organelle. NCBI's taxonomy places the organism in Eukaryota, Metazoa, Chordata, Chondrichthyes, Chimaeriformes, Callorhinchidae. The record is from RefSeq and is marked provisional.